AUGGAUACGCGAAGCCAGUGGUCUGCAGAGAAGCAAACGUUCAUAGACUCACUAGUGGCAAACCUCACCAUCCCUGACAUGGUUCUCCAGAUGCAUCUGAUGUUUGCAGAUAACAUAAUCGGACCGAAUUCUGAUAAUGCGUUAUAUGAUUAUGCCAUGCAGUCAGCGCCGGGGUCCCCGAUAGGCGUCAUCCACGACUGGUAUCCAACGAACAAAUCACAAUACAACGACCUCCAGCGUCUGAACAGAGCGAAAUCUCACAUCAACAUACCUUUCAUGCAAACAGGCGAGUGCCUCCAUGGCGUGGGAUCAUUCAAACAGUCCAUGUUUCCGGCGCCGAUAGGAAUGGCUGCAUCUUUUGACACAGAUUUGAUCUAUCGAGUUGGGAGAGCGAUCGGCACUGAGGCUCGUUCCAUUGGCAUUCAUGCGUGUUUUGCGCCCGUUCUGGAUCUCGCGAAAGAGCCUCGCUGGGGCCGAGCUCAGGAGGACUGGGGGGAAGACAGUACCCUAACAGCGCACCUGGGUGUUGCUUUUGCGUCAGGUCUAUCCAAAAACAGCACUUGGUCCGACUCGGAUGCUGUCGUUCCUGUAAUGAAACAUUUUGCAGCUCACGGCAGCCCUCAAGGCGGCCAUAACGCAGCUCCGUUCAUGGGUUACGGAGCUCGCGAGGUGCUUCAAGAGAUGCUAAUUCCAUUCAAAGCUGCUGUGGAGCUUGGAGGAGUCAAAGGGGUCAUGAUGGCUUAUAGCGAGUUUGACGACGUACCUUGCUCCGUAAACCCCUUGCUAUAUGAGGCGUUGGCCGCUUGGGGAUAUGAUGGCUUUGUUACUGCAGACGAUACUGGUAAGCGAGUCUUGGAUGAUAAUACUUACUGUCGAUGUGAGAAGUCGCUAACCGAGAGGAUCCCCGUUGCAGGACUUUCGGAGCUAUUGAACACACAUCUGGUCACCGACUCCGUAGCUGACACAAUUUCCCAGUGGCACAACUCCGGUGGGAUGAUUCAAUAUUACGACUUCCCCCUGGAUCAGUACAUUAAUGCCACCGCGUCUCUCGUUUCCAAUGGCACUUUGAGUGUUACGACUCUGCGCUCAUUGGUCAGGCGAGUGCUCGGUGUUAAAUACGACUUAGGACUAUUUGACAACCCUUAUAUCCCCGAGCAUAUCAACUCUCAAGACAUCACAGAUGCGCACGCUCCUCUCACGUUGGAAGCCGCCCAAAAGAGCAUUGUUCUCUUGGAGAACAAGAAUUCAACUCUCCCAAUUAGACCUGAUACACACGAUAUCAGCAGGAUAUUCCUUGGAGGCCCGUUCAGCGAUACAUUCAAUUUUGGGGAUUACUCAGGGCAGUACGGAGGAUAUCCGGUCAAGGACGCCAGCACAAUCCGUCAAGCGAUUCUCGAAGAGAUGACACGGAAUUUCCCCAAGACCGACUUGGUCACAUCUUGGGGGGCCAAUUCGUGGGAUUAUAAUGGCCAGUAUAACAUCCCGCCCUAUCUACUCUCACACAAUGGGACAUCGGGAGGACUUUUGGCCACGUAUUAUGCAGACACGAAUUUCACCGAUGCUCGAUACCAGAAACUGGAAACCCCUAGCCUAGACUGGGGCCUUUACCCUCCCCAGGGUCUUCCGUCGAACAAUUUCAGUGUUGUUUGGGAAGGGCGGGUGGCGAUCCCCGUGGACGCUGAAGUUGAUGGAUGGUUCGGUGUUGCAGUCUAUCCCAACACCUCAGCUAGACUCUUUAUAGACGGUGUUCAGCAUAUUUAUGCUGAGCCUACACCGGAAGGCAAUAUUCUUUCUAAUAUUCCCGGUCUCUCCUACACCUCAGUCAACGGAACAGCACCUCCGCCAGGCUCUUCACCAUUCAGGUUUGAGAAAGCUGCAUCCCAUAAGAUCAGGCUGGAGUAUCAAGCUUGGAAUUAUGUUCAAAAGUUUCAAAAUGCCAACUCUUUGAACGCACAAGUUCUCUUGUUUUGGAAUCUUGUGGAUCAGAAAAAUCCUAUACAGCAGGCCGUUGAUCUCGCUCAAACCUCCGACCUUGUCAUCCUAGCAGUUGGAGCCGCUUGGAAUAGUGACGGUGAGUCUGGUGACCGUGCAACUCUCCAGCUCUCACCCAAUCAAACUGCGCUUGCCAGCGCCAUCUUAGACCUGGGCAAACCGACCAUUCUCGUUCUGCAGGGAGGGCGUCCAUUUGCUAUCCCUCAGCUUUAUAAUAAGUCUGCGGCUGUUCUCAACAGUUUCUUCCCAGGCCAAUCCGGCGGGGCCGCCAUCGCGGAUAUCCUGUUUGGUAAAAUAAACCCAGGGGGACGCGUUCCCAUUAGCGUUCCAUACAGUGUUGGAACUUUGCCCGCCUUCUACAAUUACAAGCCUUCCGUUCCACGAGAGUAUACGGAUACCCCAUUUGAACCUCUGUAUCCCUUUGGGUACGGGCUUUCGUACUCGAAUUUCAGUCUGGAAGGCUUCCAAGCCUCAGCCAAACAGCAGACACAAGGCUCUGCCCCUAAUAGCUUCGACGCUAACUCUUUGAUCACAUUCUCGGUCACCGUCACCAAUACAGGAGCUGUUGCGGGAAGCUAUGUUCCACAGGUCUAUCUUCUCGGUCGCAUCUCGUCGAUCGUCCGCCCCGUGAAGCAGCUGGUAGCCUUCACCCGUGUUUAUCUUGCGGCUGGACAGGCCACCACCGUUGCCAUGGACCUGGACGUUUCUAGAUAUUUGGUUAUCUUGGAUCGUUCAUACAAGUGGACGGUGGAGUCGGGCGAAUACACCUUUGCGCUGCUUGAGAACGGCGGCAGCAGGGCCGAUACCUCGCGAAAUGUCACACUCACCUGCGUUGGAUGA
Molecule: messenger RNA, 2832 nt
Organism: Penicillium chermesinum
Lineage: Eukaryota; Fungi; Ascomycota; Eurotiomycetes; Eurotiales; Aspergillaceae
Exons: 13
Coding region: 1-2832 (943 amino acids)
Biological process (GO): xylan catabolic process; arabinan catabolic process
Cellular component (GO): plant-type cell wall
Molecular function (GO): xylan 1,4-beta-xylosidase activity; alpha-L-arabinofuranosidase activity
Source: RefSeq, a predicted model, not a curated record